Molecule: messenger RNA, 656 nt
Organism: Cyprinodon tularosa
Lineage: Eukaryota; Metazoa; Chordata; Actinopteri; Cyprinodontiformes; Cyprinodontidae
Product: isotocin-neurophysin IT 1-like
Exons: 3
Coding region: 128-595 (155 amino acids)
Cellular component (GO): extracellular region; secretory granule
Molecular function (GO): neurohypophyseal hormone activity
Source: RefSeq, a predicted model, not a curated record
GAACCCAAAAGCAAAGACAAAGACCACAGCAGUCACAUCUGAGCAACUGAAAGCAGAACUUGAAGCAACAAGUGAGUGUAGCAGACUCCAUUUUCUGCGUUUAAACAGCCUUUAUUUUUUAUCAGAAAUGUCUGGAUCUGCCAUGUUCGUGGGCCUGUUUUUCCUCCUGUCUGUUUGUUCGGCGUGUUAUAUCUCCAACUGCCCAAUCGGUGGAAAGAGGUCAAUCAUGGAUGCACCCCUUCGCAAGUGCAUGUCCUGUGGCCCUGGGGACAGAGGCCGCUGCUUCGGCCCCAGCAUCUGCUGCGGGGAGGGUCUCGGCUGCCUGAUGGGUUCACCUGAGUCGGCUCACUGCAUAGAGGAGAACUAUCUGCUCACUCCCUGUCAGGCAGGAGGUCGACCCUGUGGUUCAGAGGGAGGACGCUGUGCUGCUUCUGGACUCUGCUGUGAUGCAGAGAGCUGCACUGCAGAUCAGAUGUGCCUCCCUGAGGAUGACGGAGACAACCAAACAAGCCAGUAUGAAGGUGGUGACCCCGGAGACAUCAUCCUCAGGCUCCUGCAUCUGGCCAGCCACUCUUCUCACCGAUCGCACCAAUGAGCACCUCUGUCCUUGAAGGUUUCUCCGCAAGGACAAAAACAAUGGGACUUGUAGUUCCUGC